This is a messenger RNA of Insectozyma verbasci, 1254 nucleotides long. The record is from the annotation of a GenBank genome assembly. NCBI's taxonomy places the organism in Eukaryota, Fungi, Ascomycota, Pichiomycetes, Serinales, Debaryomycetaceae.
AUGAAAUCAAAGAAUGAAUUAUUAUCACAAUAUAAAGAAGAAAUAUUUGGUGAUUCUGAAGGUAUGGAAUUUCAGAAUGACGUUGAAACUUUAAAGAUUAAUCAAUUAAACUUGAGUAAUAAUAAUCUGCCAUCUUUUCAAAUUACUGCAAAACAACAAAUAAAUUCCCCAACGUCAAAAGCUUCAUCUGGUAAAAGAAUAACAAAAGAAACACUUAGUGAGUAUAGUGAUGAUACUAGUUUAACAGAUUUUAUUAGUGAAUCUGAAUUUGAAUGGGGGGAUCAAUUUAAUAAAAAUCAAAAUAUUUAUCAACAAAUGAAUCAGAAAUUGAUAGAACGGAAAAGAGCUCAACAACAACAAGCAGAAAAAGAACUUGAACAGUAUGAAACAAUGAGGAAUAAGAAAUUAGUUGACCCAAAUCAAACACUAAAAUUAAAAGACUUUAACAAAUUAACAAAUCAAAAUCUUUCAUUCUUAGAUCAGUUAGAAUCUGAAAAAACUAUAAACUAUGAGUACACCAAAGAUGAUUUUGAUGAAUUUCAAGAUGGGUUUGAAGAUCUAGAUAAAAAAUUACAUAAAUCAUCCUUACCAAGCUUAAAUCUACAUAAAUCAUUAAAAAAAUUUCAUUCAAUGAAUUUAAGUGGUCCAAAAUAUAAUGAUCAAGUUAUAAAUAAAUUAAAUAGAAUUCCAUCAUUUUAUAAUAAAGAGAAAUUGGAAAAGUAUAAAGAAAACGAAGUACAACAUAAUCAUAAAUCAAAAAUCAAAAAUAUAACAAAAUUAAGUUCACCAAUUUCGAGUUCAAAAAUGAGAUUCGAUUCUAAAAAUUUGCGAUGGGAAGGUAAUGAGGAAGAUUUAUAUCGAUUUAAUAAACCUAAUUUCAUAAGUAAGAAUGAAUUAAAUCAUGUAUCAAAGAAUCAAAAUAUGAUUUUUGAUAAUAAUACAAGAAAAUGGAUAAAUAUUAAUGAAGAAGAAGAUGACGAGCUAUUUAAUAUACCCGAUUUGAAAAUAAGUUCACCACCAAAGAAAUCUCAAUCAAUGAGAGGGUUGAGUCAGUAUACUCAACGGACUACAUCAACUAACAGUAUACUGGAGUACGAACUGAAGGAUGAUUUUAGAUUGAGUAGUCGAUUAGUUGAUAAAUUUAAUAAAGAAGAAUUGAAAAUUGAUAAAAAGAUAAGUCAUUGGUUUCAAGGUGCAAUAGAGUAUAAGAAUGAUUAUUAUUGGGAGAUUAGAAAAAUGGUAAUGAAUGAAUAA